Saccoglossus kowalevskii is the source of this 468-nucleotide messenger RNA. RefSeq names its product arylsulfatase B-like. Gene Ontology annotation, molecular function: sulfuric ester hydrolase activity. The record is from RefSeq and is a predicted model, not a curated record. NCBI's taxonomy places the organism in Eukaryota, Metazoa, Hemichordata, Enteropneusta, Harrimaniidae.
AUGUGGAAGACAUUCUCGAUGGGUAAACCAUCGCCAAGAAAUGAAUUUGUCUAUAAUAUUGAUGACUUUGAGCCUUCCCCGGGUGCUGCUAUCAGAGUUGGAGAUUAUAAACUGAUUACAGGGAAUCCGGAUAUACUGUAUCCGAUUCGAACAACCAAUCAAUCAGAUGGUUGGUUCAAUUAUGGUGACCCCCUGACAAACGGGUUCCCUGGCCCACCUACUUCGAUACCCGCCGAGAACGUGACAUACUUAUUCAAUAUAAGAGAUGAUCCUGAGGAAAGAAACAACAUCGCCGAUCUUUAUCCAGAGAUAGUACAAGCAUUACGUACACGGUUGGAUGAAUACCGUGAGGGUUUAGUCCCGCCGAUAGACGAUACACCUGACCUAGCUGGUCUUCCGUCGAACUUUGACGGUGUAUGGUCGCCUGGAUGGCGGAAUGUUUCAAAAUUUGGUAUUUUGUCCAAGUAA